CUUGGACGUCAUGGUACUGGCCCAGCUUACGAGCAGCUCAGUAAAACCCAUGGCAACAUUAGAAUGUCAAAGAACCAGAAUUACACACAAGACAACAGAACACAGGGAAUCAUGGAGAAAAGCCAGUGGGACCUGAAAAAAAUUCGUUUUCAAAAGAGGAGACUGACAAGGCUUGACGACUUUGUUAGAAUAUAUCAAAAAAUGCAUGAUGCCCUUCUCCUUGAAUAUGCAGACACAGAGAAGACAAGAAAGAAGUCUUUUCGAGUGGAAACUGAGAAAUGGAAAAACAAACGGAGCAAAAGGAAAGGUGUGUAUGUAUCACCAUUAGUGACUGGCCUGCCACUGAAGAAAAAGAAGUCAGAGAAGGUGGCACAAGAAUCACCAGCUCCACCUGAAAGGACACAGCAUCUUGAGGAAAACCCAGCAGGAUUGUCAGAGGGGACUGCAUUACAGGUCUCUACUCUGUGGAAAAAGAAGACAACAGAAGUGGUUGUUUCAGUGGUGCCAUCUCAAAUUCGAGGGAACAACCUCGUGAUACGUCACAGUGAGCUCCUGUCUCUUCAGCCACAUAGUUGGCUUGUAGGAGAGGUAAUUGAGUGUCUAUUGCACCAAUGCGCAAUUCAACUUAAUUUGGGAAACACAGUUUAUGUGAUGAACCACUACACAAGCGGCGUGAUCCUCUUUGGCAAGAGAGAAAUGAUCCGGAGACACAGUUUGUCAAAGUACAUCAAUGCAGCAGACAGUUGUCUGUAUUUGGUGGAUCCAACAAAAAAUUCAGCCGAAAAGGACGAGUCCGACGAUGCAGCCGAAAGAUUCCGUGAAUACUUCAAAAUGAGGAGGACAUGCCACAACAAAACAGACUGGGUGGAUGUUAAACUCAGAGGAGGAGUGAUGCCACAUCCCUGUCAACGUGAUGGAUCUAGCUGCGGGGUACUGGUCAUAAUGAUGGCCAAAGCAGUAAUGAAAGCCUUCCCAGAGAAACCAAAGAUGAAAUUUGGGACCACUAAAAAAGAGAUGGCCCAAGCACGAAGGUCUUUGGCCCAGACAAUCAUUGAUGCCUCAGGUGGAUAAGAUUUUAUUGUUAAAUUCAAGUCUGAAUAUUAAGCAAUAUUAUUAGUCUUAGAUUUGGUUUUAGUAUUUGACAGCGACAACAACUGUGCCAUGUGUGCAUCAAGUAAGCCACCAUGUGCAGGGCCAUCCACCACUGACUGGAUACAGUGUGAUAGCUGUAUGCGCUGGUUCCACUCAGAAUGCCUGGAUAUGGAAAAAGCCCAGCUCGUCCAAGCACGCAGCACAGACUGGAAUUGCGUUCUGUGUCUGAAAUAAGUCCC
Messenger RNA from Archocentrus centrarchus (flier cichlid), 1331 nucleotides. RefSeq lists its product as uncharacterized. Bases 64 to 1071 code for a protein of 335 amino acids. NCBI's taxonomy places the organism in Eukaryota, Metazoa, Chordata, Actinopteri, Cichliformes, Cichlidae. The transcript has 10 exons. The record is from RefSeq and is a predicted model, not a curated record.